This is a messenger RNA of Drosophila ficusphila, 2051 nucleotides long. Its product is annotated as putative inorganic phosphate cotransporter. Bases 405 to 2036 code for a protein of 543 amino acids. Gene Ontology annotation, molecular function: transmembrane transporter activity. The record is from RefSeq and is a predicted model, not a curated record. NCBI's taxonomy places the organism in Eukaryota, Metazoa, Arthropoda, Insecta, Diptera, Drosophilidae. The transcript has 3 exons. Gene Ontology annotation, biological process: monoatomic anion transport; transmembrane transport.
GCUUUUAGUGAAUAAUCAGUGGGUCAGCUUUUUGGUUUCUGGAAAAAAUUCAUAAUUAUGACAGAGCCUGCAAAAAGUGUGUAAAUGAAAAACAUUUAUUUUCUAUUUUGUUGAGAUAGCCGGGAAAACUUAUUCUAAGAUCAACUUUAUGCUAUUUCCUGAAUUUAGUUUAAAUGUAAAUUUUAUGUUAAAAAGUUAAGUUUAACAUAGUUCACAAUUUAUUUUAAAUUCAGUGUACAACUUAUAUGACUAGUAUUCACUUUCCUUCUAGUUACUAAAUAGCAAAUUGACCUAUUUAGUCGAUCAAAAGAAAAGACAACAAACAACAUCUGAAAAUGUCAACUCUGUGAAAUCAGUAGGCUUUAAACUUUUCUUUUAAUUUCAAAAAAAAUAAAGUGACCGAAAUGUUGCCCGCUGUUCAGCAGAAGCUGAGUGAUGUUUUUAUAUAUCUGGAGAUAAGACAGCGGUUGGUGCUCUGCUGCUUCACCUUCUUGGCCAUCAUAAAUGCCUAUACCAUGAGGCUUUGCUUGGACUUUUCACUUAACCGGAUCGUCUUGGAAUGUAAUGAUGGCGAGAGCUCCAAAGUGCCACAAGUUCUUAAUCCAAAGUCCCUGCCCAACUGGCGUUUGGAACUGGCCAUGAGACUUAAUCAAACGGAAUCUCAUUUGAGGCGAAGGAUGAAAGCUGGCAGGGAACGGUCCGAUCAGAAUCAGAUGAAAGGAACCCAAAAGAGGCAAAAGGAGAGCCGGGAAACUGUCCAAGAUAGGCCUCCUGUUCAGCGGGGUUCUCGUGAAAGGAUCAGCUGCUCCGAACUGUGGUCUCGUCAAAUCCAAUCCCUUGUGGUAAUGGCCUUCUAUGCCGGCUAUGUGCUCACCCACGUUCCGGGUGGACGACUAUCAGAGCGAUAUGGCGGAAAAUGGGUCCUUGGAGUGGCCAUCCUUACGUCCGCUGUGCUCACCCUUCUCACUCCCGCUGCAGUGCGUCAGGGCGGACCCUAUGUCCUGGUGGGUGUCCGUCUCCUUGUUGGCCUGUGCGAAGGUCCCUGCUUCCCAGCGGUGUGUGCCCUUCUAGCUCAAUGGGUUCCCGAACAGGAACGCGGGAUGCUGGCCAGUUGCGUCCUUAGUGGCGGAGAAAUCGGAAUCAUUAUGGUUCAGUUGGUCAGCGGAUUGGUGAUGGCGGAGCAGGACUGGCCUGUCGCGUUCUAUCUUGUUGGAGGAGGUGCUGUGGCCUGGUUUCUGGGAUUUACCCUCGUUUGCUAUAGUACACCUGACCACUGCCCAUUUAUCCAGAGUGAGGAGAGGGAUUAUAUUAGAAGCAACACAAGCAUCGCCCUGCUCAUAACCUCCAGCAGAGAAGUCAGGGAAAGGCCAGAAGAAGAAAGAGAAGAAGCCACCACAGAUGGGGAAGAAGGAAGAGUGGCGCCAACCAGCUCAGCACCUUGGAAGAGCAUGCUGACCAACACCCCGCUCUGGGCACUUGUGUCCGCGUCCAUGCAGCAAGAGUUCCAACAGAAGUUGCCCCAGGAUCUGCAGAUCGUUCUGGCGGAGAUGCAUUCCCGUGCCAGCAGUGCGUGGGAGGAACUUCCCGCCACAAUCGCGGUGAUCGGCCCACAUAUUGGCAACUGGGUGGCUUCGCUGACCACUGGCCGUCUGAGUGAUCUUCUAAUCUCCGAGCAGAUCCUCACCCGCACGCAGACGCGCCGUCUCAUGUCCUGGCUGAUGAUCUUCUGCGCAUCCAUGUACAUGCUGCAGAUCCAGGCGAACGGAGCACGGAUCUGGAGUGUCCUGGCAAUGGGUGCUUACUAUGCUAGCAUCAAGUUGUUGCCGCUGGAUAUGAGUCCGAAUUACGCCGGCACUCUGAUGGGAAUCUCCGGCGGAUUGGGUGCCCUGCCGGCCCUUGUGAUGCCCUAUCUGGAGCAGAUGGAGAAGGAUUACAGCCUGGUGAGCAGUGUGAGAGCCGCCCUGUGGAUAAUCGGAGCUGGUUACAUUUCCGGAGAUGUACAGUCGUUCAACCAACCGGAACCGCAGCCACAAUGAGGACACUCGCUUGUU